AUGGAGGACAGUCAUCUGGAUGGCCGCAACACCACCAGAGCCCUGGCAGAUUCAAUAAGUGGUCAUAGUUUCACUAUGGAGUGUAACGCAGAAAGUCCAAUUUCUGAAGGAAACCCAAAAUAUAAAGAAAACCCCAGUCUAAAUGACAGGAUUCACUGUCUGGUGGCUGUUAUUUCAGCUUACUCCAUAUCUCCAAUGGAACAGAUUGUAAUUGACCAGCUGAAAAAAGUUCGUCACCAAGCAAGAGACUUGGGCAUUCCUCAAGUCAUUAUCAUGACCAAGGUGGAUGAAGUGUGUCCACUUGUUAAAGGCAACCUUGAGAAGGUCUACACAAGCAAAAAAGUUAAAGAGAAGAUGGAGGAGUGCUCUAUUAAACUGGGCGUUCCUGUGAAUUGCAUCUUCCCGGUAAAGAACUAUCAUGAUGAGGACCCCGGCAAUACAAAAAUGGAUAUUCUGAUUUUAAAGGCAUUAUUAAACAUUGUUAACUUUGCCAGCGACUAUGUACAGGACCAGACAGACAAUGAAUUUAUGAAUGAAUGA
Molecule: messenger RNA, 540 nt
Organism: Carassius carassius (crucian carp)
Lineage: Eukaryota; Metazoa; Chordata; Actinopteri; Cypriniformes; Cyprinidae
Gene: ifi44b
Product: interferon induced protein 44b
Exons: 5
Coding region: 1-540 (179 amino acids)
Source: RefSeq, a predicted model, not a curated record